This is a messenger RNA of Dibothriocephalus latus, 495 nucleotides long. Lineage: Eukaryota; Metazoa; Platyhelminthes; Cestoda; Diphyllobothriidea; Diphyllobothriidae. The record is from the annotation of a GenBank genome assembly.
AUGCUACCGCCUGUCAGCGUCGUGGUCCUUGGCGUCUUCUUCGCGGUUUGCGUGAAUAGAAAUGACAACGUGGGAAAACCAGUGCUGCCCUGGGAGAUGGAACCGGCCUACUGGGAGGCCAAGGCGAGAAGAAAUUUUGAGGAGACGGCUCGUCUCUUUUCCGCGCAAAUGUCCACCCGGCGACCACGAAACGUGAUUUUUUUCCUCGGCGAUGGCAUGGGUCUGCAGAGCAUUGCGGCAGCCAGGUUCUACAAGGCCUUUAAAGCCCGGGAGGCUGGCCGGGCAAGCAAGCUAAUAUUCGAAAGUUGGCCCUUCAGUACCAUGUGUCGUACCUACGACUUGGAGACAAUGGUCACCGACUCGGCAAGUUCUGCAACGGCUUACCUGACCGGUACGUCAGCCAAUACUAAUCUUCUUAUUGGUCAGACCGAGUUAUAUAUGGUAAAACAAAACAUGCUUACUAUUAAGAAAUCAGUAAGAUGUGAUAUACAUUAA